Messenger RNA from Styela clava, 2793 nucleotides. Its product is annotated as potassium channel, subfamily K, member 16-like. Gene Ontology annotation, cellular component: plasma membrane. The record is from RefSeq and is a predicted model, not a curated record. Gene Ontology annotation, biological process: potassium ion transmembrane transport; stabilization of membrane potential. NCBI's taxonomy places the organism in Eukaryota, Metazoa, Chordata, Ascidiacea, Stolidobranchia, Styelidae. Gene Ontology annotation, molecular function: potassium ion leak channel activity; outward rectifier potassium channel activity.
UAUUUCAUGAUAAUUGUUUUAUAUUAACUAUAAAUAGUCGAUCUUUACAUUUGACCGAGCUUAGUAAACAUGAUUUUUAUAUUUUUUAAAUGAAUAUAAAUUGAGGAUAAUAACGCUGAAAUACGCAGAAUUUUAAUACUGAUUUUUAACAGUGUAUUAGUUUAUAAAUAUGUCAAAAGAAGAAGAUAAAAAUACACCAAACCCCCAAAAUGGCGACGCUAAUUCCCGACUGGCUAUCGAAGUUACUAAAGCAGAAGACGACGAUAACGACGAACCAUUGUCCGAGAGGCGUCCAUCAGCUAUGUCGUCCAGUUCAGGAUCGCAAAGUGAAAAAAGUCGACCACCGACUUGGAAAAGCUAUGUUUUAUUAGUUGUAUUAUUCGGUAUUUAUAUUUGCGUCAAUCUUAUUGGAUCAGUCAUAUUCAGAGCAAUCGAACGAAAAUCGGAGGCUGGAUCCCCUCAUUGGUUUCGUGAAACGAAAAUUAAUUUUGUGAAACAGCAUCGAAAUAAUUUAACGAUGGAGGCUCUUGAAGCGUUUUUGUCGAAAACUGAAAAAGCGUUGUCAGAUGAUGUUUCAUCUAUUAUUGGGAAUGAAAGUAUUUAUACCGAUAAAUGGACCAUUGGAUCUGGCUUCCUUUUUAGUUUUACUAUAGCCAGUACAAUCGGUUAUGGUACUGUUACUCCAGUGACUGGGGGUGGUCAGGCAUUUACGAUUUUAUUCGCAUUACUGAGUAUUCCAUUCACCGGAUUGUUAGCUGCAAAAUUGGGCUCUAUUUUGGCAUAUUUCAUUAAAAAAGCGGCCGCCAUUAUUUUUAAAAGAAGGGGUAAAAGCAACAGAUACGUGAAAAUAGCCAGCAUUGCAUUCACGUUUAUAUUCGGAUUAUUUCUCUACAUCGCAAUGCCGGCAAUAUUGUUAACAUAUGUUAGUAAUGAAGAGGGAUGGACAUUUAUCGAAUGUUUAUAUUGCGUAUUUGUAACAUUGACAACAAUCGGAUUUGGAGAUUAUGUACCGGAUCCACAUUCUACGGCUGGUAUGUUGGGAAACAUCGUUGUACUAAUAUGGGUUGUAGCAGGCUUGGCAUGGUUUGCCACAAUUGUGAAUCUUAUUGCCACCCAGUUGUCAAAACAAGCUACAACGCUAAAAAAGAAAGUUGCCAACCAACAAAUUACAAUGAAAACUUUAAAAAAUGCGACCGCAACACUUGGAAGUCGAAUAUCCACCAAAAAAUCAGGAUCGAAGCAAUCUGUAAGUUCAACGAAGGAUUCUAAAGGAAGCAACGACAGAUUUUCGGAUAUCGAGUCAGGGAAGAAAAAUUCGGAUUCAAAACCCGAAUCAUUGGAAGGAUCAGCUGACCCGCUCAACCCAAAUAAAAGCACGGAUACUGAAUCUAGCUCAAACAAUAGAAAAAGUCUUCCUGGCGAAACAAGUAGCGGUCCGUCCACACCUGUUAAAGCUCCAGAUGAUAGGCGAGAAUCCACUACGUCUAGAAGCUCAAAACGCGAUGACCGUAUGCUCGGACCGAAUGCUUUUAUGUCCGUGAUUUUGAACAAUAUGGAAAACUAUGAUGACGUGCAUGAAAGAAGCGACGAGGAAGAACAACAAUCGUAGGCCGAUUUUGUUUUAAAGAAUGGUUAAAAAUCGGAUGAUGGUCGGUAAGUAAACGCGAGGAGGAGUUUGAUCGCGGCAUUCACUUCGCCGUAACAGUUUAUUUAGCAUUACAAAGAGAUUAAAUUUGAGACAAGGCCUUAAAUAAUUUUAUUUAUGUCCGCAUUUUAUAGAGACUGCACUUUUAUAUUGAUUGGUUUUUAGACCUUUUUAUCUAAAGCACUUUUCAAUUUGUGACAGGGAGGAUUGGAAUCAUUUAAAUAGGUAACUUGCGUGCCUCAUUACUAGAUGAUUUAUCAACUUAUCUUUUAACCAAUCCCACGACACACUUUUUAUUCUAUUGGAAUUACGCUACUCAUGUAGUGAAACGUGAUAGAUAACAGUGAUAGCAAUAAUAGUGAUAGGUAAUUUUCAUUCAAUAUAAUGUGUGUGUUCAAUACGUACAAGUGGCACGCACAAAUGAAUUUUGACUUGGUAGCGUGUUUUACCAAUUGAGCGUUGCCACACUCACGUUCCGAUAUGAACGUGAUGGGUGGCACAAUCGUUGAACUUUGGUUCCAUACAGAAAUAUCAAGAAUCGUUUGCUUUACGACGUUGCCUUUUAUUAAUAAAAAUCAAUGUUUGUUGAAACAGUAUCGUAAUCAAUACAAAUUAUAUUGGAUACUUUAUAAUAUCUGAAUGAUGAUGCUUUGAUGUUUUAUUAUCUUAAAUAUCUCACUUUUGGAAUACAACAACCUUUUUUACAGUACAUAUCAAUAUCAUUACAACCAAAUUCAAAAGUAGGGUGUUACCUAUUCUAAAUCCUAUAAUUUGCCUAUAUGUGUAUUUCUUUCUUUCCACACUUUUAGCUUCUCAUCAUUAUUCUGUAGCAAACUGCAACGCAUUUUAUUUUAAAUCUUUGAGAUUGUUUAAUAAAAUCACAAAAUAAAAAAAAAUGUUUACUAAAAUUUUGCUUGAUAGGUUGCGGUCGACUGUUUGUUUGAUAUCAUUGGCAAAUUUAAUGGGGUCGUGGUUUUAAUUCUCAGUCAGUCCGAAAAUUAUAAUGGUUAAUUAGGGUCUUGAGGGUAUUUUUGAUCGCGGUUAAAAAUUUUUUGUUCAAACAUAAAUAUAGAGAUUAAACAUGUCAUGUAAGCUUGAUUCUAGCUCCAGCAUUCAAAUCACUGACAUUUCUUUUGCAUGGAUAUAUC